AGAAAACAAAUCAAAUGUAUAACAACUAGUUGGCACAAGUUUCUUUUGUAUUAUCACUUCAUGAAGCCGUACUGUUCAUCUGUUCUAAGCAGUUCGUGAGGAGAGCCUGUAAUCAAACAUGUCGCUUUGUAAAAAGGUGUUUCUUCUUUUUCUUUUAACAAGUGGAAGGAAUUGUGAAGAACCUCAUUGUUCUAAAUACGAUUUUGAGGAAAAAGUGCUAGAAAAAAUGGUGCGCAUGGAAUUUAAAAUGGAGAAUAUGAAAAGUGAAGUUGAGCUAUGUGUUAAACGAGUUGAAAGUAUCAAGAUGGAAGUGAGUGAUCAGAUGAAAACAAAUGAACAAGAGCUGGAAAAAGGUUUAGAGGCCAGUAUGAAAGAAGUCUCUGGUGUCACAGCGGAAGUUAAGACAAAGCUGAAUGAAUUUAAAGGUCUUACAGAUACUGUAACACUUACAGUUGCAUUUAAGGCAAGAUUAAAUGCGAUUGUGUCAGUGGAGAACAGUCAAGUCAUAGUGUUUCCAACAGUCCUCUUCAACGAAGCAGAUGCGUAUAACCUUGGUACCGGAAAGUUUACAGCACCAGUCAAUGGGUUGUACAUGUUCAGUUUAGCUUUCUGUGUUUACCCCCAAAAGAUCUUAAUUGUUGGUAUAAUGAUUGAAGGAACAAGAUAUACAACGUCAUUGUUCAGAGGUGAUGAUAGCUAUGGAUGUUCAUCUGCUGAUACAGUUGCGAUAGUGACCGCAGGACAGAAGAUAUGGGUCGAGGUUUUACCAGGCGGUAAUACUGGCACCAUUAUAAACCAGGAUGCUUAUCGUUGGAACACAUUCUCCGGGGCAUUGAUAAAUACGAUGUAA
Ruditapes philippinarum (Manila clam) is the source of this 850-nucleotide messenger RNA. Its product is annotated as heavy metal-binding protein HIP-like. The coding region runs from base 119 to 850 and encodes 243 amino acids. The record is from RefSeq and is a predicted model, not a curated record. Gene Ontology annotation, molecular function: protein binding. The transcript is spliced from 2 exons. NCBI's taxonomy places the organism in Eukaryota, Metazoa, Mollusca, Bivalvia, Venerida, Veneridae.